AUGUCCCAGUCGUCAUCAGAGAGCAUGUCCGCAGCAAAUCAAAAUGGAGCAGUUCCAGGCGAGCCAGUGAAGAAGGAUGAAAACUCCCGGAGAGGGAACUGGGGCAACCAGAUUGAGUUUGUCCUCACCAGCGUGGGCUAUGCUGUGGGUCUGGGCAAUGUCUGGAGGUUUCCCUACCUCUGCUACAGAAAUGGAGGAGGUGCCUUCAUGCUACCAUACUUUAUCAUGCUGGUGUUCUGCGGCAUUCCUCUCUUCUUCCUCGAGCUGUCCUUUGGUCAGUUCGCCAGCCAGGGGUGUCUGGGUGUCUGGAAGAUCAGCCCUAUGUUCAAAGGUGUAGGCUAUGGCAUGAUGGUGGUGUCCACCUACAUUGGGAUCUAUUACAACGUGGUCAUUUGCAUUGCUUUCUACUACUUUUUCCAGUCCAUGACAAACUUGCUGCCAUGGACAUACUGCAACAACCCCUGGAACACGGCGGCCUGUGUCGGGGUGGUGAGCCACCCUAUCAACGCCACUCUGGUGAACGCUACCACCACCCUGGCAGCGGGUGUCACUGAGGUAGUCAACCGCACCAAGAGGACCAGCCCCAGUGAGGAGUACUGGAAACACUAUGUGUUGAACAUCUCUGACGGCAUUGGGAACUUUGGAGAAUUACGUCUCCCUAUCCUGGGCUGCCUGGCCAUCUCCUGGUUUGUCGUCUUUCUCUGUCUCAUCAGGGGCGUUAAAUCUUCUGGAAAGGUGGUGUACUUCACAGCCACUUUCCCGUAUGUCGUUUUGACCAUCCUGUUCAUUCGUGGCAUCACCUUGGAUGGAGCCGUUAACGGUAUCAAGUAUUACCUGACUCCACAGUGGCAGAAGGUCCUCGAUGCAAAGGUGUGGGGAGAUGCUGCAUCACAGAUUUUCUACUCCCUGGGCUGUGCUUGGGGUGGUCUCAUUACCAUGGCUUCCUAUAACAAGUUCCACAACAACUGUUUCAGAGACAGCAUCAUCAUCAGUAUAACCAACUGUGCGACCAGUGUCUAUGCCGGUUUUGUCAUUUUCUCCAUCCUUGGCUUCAUGGCGCACCAACUGAACGUUCCCGUGUCAGAGGUGGCCGACCACGGCCCGGGGCUGGCCUUUGUGGCCUACCCAGAAGCCCUCACUCUGCUUCCCAUUUCCCCACUCUGGUCGCUGCUCUUCUUCUUCAUGCUCAUUCUUCUGGGACUGGGGACUCAGUUCUGUCUGCUGGAGACGCUGGUGACGGCCAUUGUCGACGAGAUCGGCACAGACUGGAUCAUCAGAAACAAGACCGUGGUCACACUGUCAGUGGCCAUAGUCGGAUUCUUACUGGGAGUGCCACUAACAACACAGGCAGGAAUCUAUUGGUUGCUGCUGAUGGACAACUACGCUGCUAGUUUCUCUUUGGUUGUCAUCUCCUGCAUCAUGUGCAUCUGCAUCAUGUAUAUUUAUGGUUACAGGAACUACUUUAGAGAUGUUGAGAUGAUGUUGGGCUUCCCUCCUCCUCUCUUCUUCAGAGUGUGCUGGAGAUUCGUCUCCCCCGUCAUCAUCUCCUUCAUCCUGAUCUUCACAGUGAUCCAGUACAAGCCCAUCACCUACAAUGACUACGUGUAUCCCGGCUGGUCCCUGGCUAUUGGCUUCUCCAUGGCUUUGUCCUCAGUGAUCUGCAUACCUGUUUACGCCCUCUACAAGAUCUCAAGGUCCCCAGGAGCUACCUUCAGAGAGCGGUUGAAGCACGCUUGCAGAGCACAUCCAAAGUGGGGCCCUGCCCUGCAGGAGCACCGGACAGGCCACUACGCUCCCAUGGCCUCCGAAGACACUGUGGAGGCUCGUCCCCUCAAGGAGAAGGAUGAGCUGAAGGAAGAGCUGAAGGAGGAGGAGAAGGAGAAGGAGAAGGAGAGUAAGGAUGAAAUCAGCCUCACCAUCCAGGGAAGCAACGGCUCCACCAACACACACAACAACCCCAACCCCAGUGCAUAG
Scomber scombrus (Atlantic mackerel) is the source of this 1974-nucleotide messenger RNA. RefSeq names its product solute carrier family 6 member 9 (gene slc6a9). The record is from RefSeq and is a predicted model, not a curated record. Lineage: Eukaryota; Metazoa; Chordata; Actinopteri; Scombriformes; Scombridae. Gene Ontology annotation, molecular function: glycine:sodium symporter activity. Gene Ontology annotation, biological process: neurotransmitter transport; synaptic transmission, glycinergic; glycine import across plasma membrane. Gene Ontology annotation, cellular component: plasma membrane.